GCGCCGCCGGGGCAGCCGCGGGGUCCUCGGGCCGUGAGGGAAAGAUGGACGACGAGGAGGAGACGUAUCGCCUGUGGAAGAUCCGUAAGACCAUUAUGCAGCUCUGCCACGACCGGGGCUACCUGGUGACCCAGGACGAGCUGGAUCAGACGCUGGAGGAGUUCAAGGCUCAGUUCGGUGACAAACCCAGCGAGGGGCGGCCCCGCCGCACCGACCUGACGGUGCUGGUGGCUCAUAACGACGAUCCCACCGACCAGAUGUUCGUCUUCUUCCCGGAGGAGCCCAAGGUUGGAAUAAAGACAAUCAAGAUGUACUGCCAGAGGAUGCAGGAGGAGAACAUCACCAGAGCACUCAUCGUGGUGCAGCAGGGCAUGACCCCCUCGGCAAAGCAGUCCCUGGUGGACAUGGCUCCCAAAUACAUCCUGGAGCAGUUCCUGCAGCAGGAGCUUCUGAUCAACAUCACGGAGCACGAGUUGGUCCCGGAGCACGUUGUCAUGACAAAAGAAGAAGUAACUGAGCUGCUGGCCAGAUAUAAACUCAGGGAGAACCAGCUCCCCAGGAUACAGGCCGGGGAUCCCGUAGCCCGGUACUUCGGAAUAAAGCGGGGGCAGGUGGUGAAGAUCAUACGACCGAGCGAGACCGCGGGCCGGUACAUCACCUACCGCCUGGUGCAGUGACCGGGGCUGCGGGUGUCGACUUUGCUGUAACCCCUUGGUCUUUGAAGGUCUUUGAAGGACUCAAGCCUGGCGCAGCAGGAGGCAAGUGGAAAAGGGCCUCUGCUUUCCUGCUUUAUUUUAUAGAAUCUUAUUUUUAAUAAAUAAUAAAGGUUUGUACUCUGGCUGUUC
Calidris pugnax (ruff) is the source of this 845-nucleotide messenger RNA. RefSeq names its product polymerase (RNA) II (DNA directed) polypeptide E, 25kDa (gene POLR2E). Gene Ontology annotation, biological process: DNA-templated transcription. The record is from RefSeq and is a predicted model, not a curated record. Gene Ontology annotation, molecular function: DNA binding; DNA-directed RNA polymerase activity. Gene Ontology annotation, cellular component: RNA polymerase I complex; RNA polymerase II, core complex; RNA polymerase III complex. The transcript is spliced from 8 exons. Lineage: Eukaryota; Metazoa; Chordata; Aves; Charadriiformes; Scolopacidae. The coding region runs from base 45 to 677 and encodes 210 amino acids.